Acanthopagrus latus (yellowfin seabream) is the source of this 1665-nucleotide messenger RNA. It is a transcript of the gene eif2s1b, whose product is annotated as eukaryotic translation initiation factor 2, subunit 1 alpha b. Gene Ontology annotation, cellular component: multi-eIF complex; eukaryotic translation initiation factor 2B complex; eukaryotic 48S preinitiation complex. The record is from RefSeq and is a predicted model, not a curated record. The transcript has 8 exons. Gene Ontology annotation, molecular function: RNA binding; translation initiation factor activity; ribosome binding. Lineage: Eukaryota; Metazoa; Chordata; Actinopteri; Spariformes; Sparidae. The coding region runs from base 158 to 1105 and encodes 315 amino acids.
AUCUUUUCCGGGUCGAGAAAUUAGCACACCCAUGAAUGUGAGCUAGCGGGCCCGAAGUCUUCAUUUAAAAAAUCAUCCAAGAGCACAUAAUCGGACAUUUGGAUAAUUCCAGUGCAGAACAUUUCAGUGUAUCGUCCUGUAACCACAUGACACAGCGAUGCCGGGGCUCAGCUGUCGAUUUUACCAGCACCGGUUCCCAGAGGUGGAGGAUGUUGUAAUGGUGAACGUGAGGUCCAUCGCCGAGAUGGGCGCCUACGUCAGCCUUUUGGAGUACAACAACAUCGAGGGCAUGAUCCUCCUGAGCGAGCUGUCACGUCGACGUAUCCGCUCCAUCAACAAGCUCAUCCGCAUAGGCCGCAACGAGUGCGUGGUCGUCAUCCGAGUAGACAAAGAGAAGGGAUACAUCGAUUUAUCGAAAAGAAGAGUUUCACCAGAGGAGGCCAUCAAGUGUGAAGACAAAUUCACCAAAUCUAAAACCGUGUACAGCAUCCUGCGACACGUGGCAGAGGUGCUGGAUUACAGUAAGGACGAGCAGCUAGAGAGCCUGUACCAGCGUACCGCCUGGGUCUUCGAUGAGAAAUACAAGCGGCCCGGAUACGGAGCCUAUGAUGUCUUCAAACAGGCUGUAUCAGAUCCCGCCAUUCUGGAUGGUUUGGACCUAACAGAGGAGGAGAGGAACGUGCUGAUCGAUAACAUCAACAGGCGACUCACUCCACAGGCUGUCAAAAUCAGAGCAGACAUCGAAGUGGCAUGCUAUGGGUAUGAGGGCAUCGAUGCAGUGAAGGAGGCUCUCAGGGCCGGACUCGGCUGCUCCACAGAGGCCAUGCCCAUCAAGAUCAACCUGAUCGCUCCCCCUCGCUACGUGAUGACCACGACCACUCUGGAGCGCACAGAGGGCCUGUCUGUCCUCAACCAGGCCAUGGCUGCCAUCAAGGAGAAGAUUGAGGAGAAGAGAGGCGUCUUUAACAUCCAGAUGGAGCCGAAGGUGGUGACAGACACAGAUGAGACGGAGCUCGCCCGGCAGUUGGAGAGGCUAGAGAGGGAGAACGCAGAGGUGGACGGAGACGACGACGCAGAGGAGAUGGAGGCCAAGGCAGAGGACUAGAUCCAGUCCUCGAAGGAAGGAAGGAAGGCUGGUGGGGAAAAAACAUCGAGGAAGACAUGUGGACUGACCUGGUCACAGUCAGUCAGUCCAGCAGAUGUUAACUUUCACAUUGCAAACAUUAACUGGCGUUAAUAGUUCAUUGGCAAGCGUCCCAGUUUGUUCAUUAGCAAGGUUUGUUUCAGGAGAAGCCAUCAGCUGUCUCCUUAUCCAGACACGGACACAAGGAGAGUUAAAUUACAAUUACACAUCAGCAUAGUUUCUAUUUUUAAGUACAUCGAUUUGAUUAAACAAUAACUCUAUUUAAAAAAAAACAGUUUACAAGCAGUGGCCUUCACUUACCUCUUGCUUUAAGAGCAGAGUGUCUUCAGUAUCAAUGGCGCUUCAUCUCUGGCUGGUCACUGGAUGUGAUUGAUUGAAGGGGAAGCGCAUCAGCUCGUCUGUCUCGACACCGGUCAGCGGUGACUUUAUGUGCUGUUUUCUCUUCCAGUUUGAGGGUUUUUACUGGCAAGACCUGCUCAGCUCACAUGGCAUCAAUAAAGUUCUGGAAGUUUUGAUCUCAA